Microthlaspi erraticum is the source of this 1461-nucleotide messenger RNA. NCBI's taxonomy places the organism in Eukaryota, Viridiplantae, Streptophyta, Magnoliopsida, Brassicales, Brassicaceae. The record is from the annotation of a GenBank genome assembly.
AUGGGCAAAUCUUCAUCUUCCUCGAAGAAAAUCAAACCCUCUAAAGAUUCUUCUAAGUUGCGAUCGGUGAAGAAGAAGAAGACCAAGAGAAGCAAAUCAAAGAAGAUUCGUCGGAUUAGAGACUAUUCAGAUGAGAGUGAAUCAAGCGGUUCUGAUUCUUCAUUGUAUUCUACUUCUUCAGAAGAUGAUUACAGGAGAAAGAAGCGUCGAUCUAAAGUGAGCAAGAAGAAGAGGUAUUCUAGUAGCGAGAGUGAUGAUGAUACUCGUCUUCUAAAGAAAAAGAAAAGGUCUAAGAGAAAGGACGAACAUUUAGGGACGAAGAAGAAGAAGAAGAAAGUUAGCUCAAGAAAGAGACGUAGGAGAGAUUCGAGUUCAAGUAGUGAUAACGAGAGCGAUGAUGGUAGUGAGAGUGAUGGGAAUAGGAGGAUUAGGGACAGAGAAAGACUUGAUAAGGUGAAGGCUGAGUCAGAGGAAGAAGUGGAAGAUGAAGUUAUGACCACCGAGAAGAGUAAUCCCAGAAGGCUUAAGUCGAUUGUUGUAGUAUCAUAUAGGUAUGAUAAUGAUGAGAGAAAGGAAGACAUGGUUGAUGACCAUGAUGAUGAAUCUUAUGAGGAUCAGAUUGUUAAUGAUGAUGAUGAAAGUGGCCGUAAAGCUUUUGGCUAUGAUGAGUUUGAGGAAGAUGAUUAUAAUAACUCUGAAACAAGCAAAUCUUCUUAUCCAGAGAAUAGCUUGAAGGAUGAUGACCUGGAAGCUAUGCUAAAGCAAAGAGCAUUGGAGAAUCUGAAAAGAUUUCGUGGGAUAGCAAGAAAAGAAGCAUCUCCUGUUUCUGAAGGAGAAGCUCUUCAAACCGAGUCUGAACAAAUUGAGAAGUCACAAGACCAUGGUCUUAUGGAGCAGAAGCUCUCUAUUGCUGUAGAAAGUAAAGAUCUUGAGACGUCACAAAAGAUUGUUGAUGUCAAUGAAUCUGGAACAGGGUUGGCUAAUCUUGCCUCUCAACAGUCUGGUGACGCUGCCAAGGUUAAAGCUAGUUCUGGUCUUAGUUCUUGUACAACGAAACGGAAGUUGAUUAGACCGGUAUUGGGACAAGAACGUUUAAAUCUGGCUAGCAGAAAAGAAGAUGCUGAAGCAGAGAGCAUCAAUGGCAGUACUCUUGACAAGAACGUUCCUGAAAGUUCUCUAACUAUGGCAAGAAAGAAUGGAGGUGAUAACAUUGAGCGUACAGAAGCUAGCUCUGCUCUUAGUGCGCAGUCUUCUUCUAGUGCUGAUACUGAGACAUUAGAUGAAACCAAAGGAGGGUCUCAGCCUGAACAGAAGACAGAUGAUGAAACGAAAGAUGAGUCACAGUACGAAAAGAAAACGAUGACUGUGAUGAGGGGUGGAGAAAUGGUUCAGGUGAGUUAUAAGGUCUACAUUCCAAAGAAGAGUUCUUCUUUUGGAAGAAGGCAACUGAUCAAGAGGUGA